Molecule: messenger RNA, 13697 nt
Organism: Pelobates cultripes (western spadefoot toad)
Lineage: Eukaryota; Metazoa; Chordata; Amphibia; Anura; Pelobatidae
Source: the annotation of a GenBank genome assembly
GUCUGCUUUGCUUUGAUGUAGACUGAUGAACUAUGGGACAUGGGAGCUGCAAACAGUGAAAUCAAGGUAAGUGAUUAAAUGUGUCAAUCACAAAUUAUUAAAAAUGUCCUAAAAUAUUACAUUUUCUUUCUUUACAAACAUGCGCUAUAGGGACAAUGAUGCUGAAAUAGAUUAUGAGGACAGAACUUGUGUGACGACCCUAAAAAAAAGUUUAAUAUUCUGCGUAAUUAAUACUGUAUAAUUCUCUCCAACAAAUUGCUAUGUAUAGGUCAAUCAUUAUUAUACAUUCCCUAGGUGCAAAAUCAUUGCUGUGUAACUGGGCUACUUUUUUAUUUUCCUGUUAAAAAUUUGGGUUGCAAUGGAAAGCUAUAAUAUUAAUAGUUAUUUAUUGCAAAAGACUCAUUGAUUGUCCUAGAUUUUUUUCCUUGUUGAGUAUUUCUAUGUAUUGAUCACAUGGUAAUGUUUACAAUAUGAUUCAAGUAUCUACGUUAUUGCUAUCCCUAAAAUAGUAAGUAUUUACAUUGUUGUAUCCGAUAUAAAUCUUCUUGGAUUUUAUUUUGGAAAAUUACUUUGCAGAGUGGUUCGCCUUUGACAAGCAAUUUUUUGGUUCCACCUUUGAAAAUACAUCUGAGCAGAGAUUGCUUGCUUGCAUCUGGACUUAGUCGGUUGUGGAUCGCCGGACGUACAUUAAAAGAAAAAUUCCAGACCACUCAGCCUUUCAGCUCUGAAGGGGAGAAAACAACAGAGCGACCACUGCCUCAGUACAUCUCCCUAUUCCUGCCAGAAUUUCCACUUUGGCAGCCUGUAGGACAACAAGAAUUAAAGGUAAUCUUUUCAUGACAUACUAUUUCACUUUACCAUCAAUCAAGGGUAGACGGAUUCCUUGCUAAAGCUUAAUUGAAAUAGAUUUUUCUUUGAUUAUAUUGAUUACAUUCUAUGCCCACACUAGAAUAUAUUAUUAAUGUCUUUAAAAGUCAAGAGACAACUGAGUAUUGCCCUAUAGUUACCGCAAAGGAUUAACAGGUAUAUACUACUUAAAUGUUAAUCUGUAAUUAACAAGAAAGAGAUCCCUACAACAAUCCUCGUGGGUAUUGAUUACGCUUGCGUGAUCAAAUACAGGUUGGACUUGUGUACUUACCUACUUAUUUGGGUUAUUCACUAAACUCCAAAUUUUAUUGAAUCUGAUUUGAACAUUAGGAUAAUAGCUGAUCUGUAAAAAAUCUCCACCUCCGCUCUUGUCACAGCGUAGCGAUUUUAGCCUGAAUUCACUAAUUCGGGUUAUAUACACUAAAACUCAGUUUGGUGAAUAUUUCUGUAUCUAUUGGCAAUUAUUGUCUUGACUUUUCCUGCUGUAGAUUUUAGGAUGUGUUGCCAAAGGUUCGCUUGGACCAGUGCUUAAGGUUUUAGACUGUACCGAACAGAAGAUCUUUGCAUUAAAGGUAAGAAUUUGUACCUACGUCAAUGUAUUCAUUUUGUAUACCUCUAGGAAGUUUAUUUCUUAAUUAUUUGUGUCUUUUAUAAAGGUGUUACCAAAAGUGGAAAUCUUGAGACGGAAUACACUGAAACAAUGUAAGGAAGAAGUCAGCAUACAGGUACGUAUUGCAUUGGCUUGCAACUCUAGGAUGAUACGACUUCCAAUUGGCAACGAGCGAUAACUAACAGAGGCUGUUUUGUUUUCUAUCAGCGUCAGGUCAAGCAUCCAUUCAUUCAGUGUUUGGGGAACAGCUGGCAAGGGCAACAGCAUCUCUUUAUCAGUGAGUUACCAAAGCUUCUUUAUUUCUAAAUGAAUGCAGCGUAUUUGUAUUGGCAAUGUCGUCAUUUUACUGGCACGGACAGAUUUCUUCUAAAUCACUGCCAACACCCACACACCAAAAAACAGCAUUUUAGAUCUUUUUAUUCAGGUAUGCACUUGCAGUGUUGGGUCCCAAAUACUCAAACAUCUUGGCAUGUUAGGGUAAUGCCAUGUCAUAAGAAUCCUACAAGAGUCUUAUCAACCCUCAAUUUGGCACUCACGACAUGUACAUUAUGUAGGCAGAGCAGAUCAUUUCUGAGACAUAAUGAAGCAUCUUGGUUACCAGACCACAUACUAGCUGUGUUACUAUAGCUUAGUCCACCAGAGACGAUCUACCCUUUACCAUAGUACCUUAGUCAACACUGCUAUGCUGUCAGGUUGUGUUCCCAAAAUUAGGACAAUCUUCGCCAAAAGGAUAUGGAGACAAAACAUUAAUAUUAAACUCUGUACUCUGUACUAUCUAAAACCCAUUGCAACUGUGUAGGAGGUACUACCAUAUGUCUCAAUUUCUGUCUAACACCUCAGUCUGUUUUUUUUCACUCAGACCAUUUUUCCAUAACUGCCCCAUUAAACAUUUGUAGUGAUAUUUAGACGAGUAUGGGAGAAAUUAACUUGCAUUAGCUAUAUUCCAUGCUUUUUCAAAUGCCUUCAAUUCUAUUGAUCAUAAUAUUUUAUUAACUAAGCUCAAAACCUCAUGUCUAGGUGAACACUCCCUAAACUUCUUCACUUCUGUACCAAUAUACACAGUAUAUUUACUAAGAGUUUUGAACGCACUGAAUAUUCCAUGUAACUUUCCAUAAGGUUCCGUUCUUGGACGUUGCAUCCAUAGAUGAUGUACUGAUGGCUUGCGACAUCACAACUGUGCAUAUGGAUGCAGACUACACCAUGAUCUGCACACUAAGAAAUCAGAGCUAUCACAACUCGAUUUUGUUUUACAGCAGAAUUUCUCUGGGUAUGAGAGAUGUGUCUAUGAAGCAAGCUGGUUUUAUAUAUCAUAUAAACUGUCACUAUAGAAUUUUAAACAAAGCACACAUGUCCAAACAACAUAAUCUCCAACUGAAAAUCAAACUAUUAUCAAAGUAUAAUUUUGGCCUCAGAGAGAACACCAGUAAAUAACUUGAAAGGUGCUCAAACCCUAUACACGCAUAUGGAUGUCAAUUGGGCAACCAGUUCUUUGUUCAGGAAUUAAACUUGUUUGAAUCCUGUUAUUAGGAGACUUGCAGUAAAACUAACUAGAAUGCCAGUCACUGAUUACUGGUAAGUCUAAUUUAUAAAUGCAUCUCUAUAAAUUCAGUAAAUAUAUAUAUAUAUAUUUUUUUUUGUUUUGUUUUUUUUGUUCUGACAUACGUUACCAUCAAUGUAAAUUAUUAGUAUAAAUUAAAAAGGCUAGCACUCAAAUCUAGAUGUAUUACUUUAGCUUCAUUCCACACUACCAGAACGCGCUGUCCCUGCUCUCAAAAAAAAAAUCUAAGAACGCCAAUUCGUCUUCCUCCUUCUUAUUCUUUAUUCCCUGUUACAAUAAGAAAGUGGGUCAUAGAGUCUUCUCAUACAGAGCUCAAUAACAGUAGAAUAAUGUACCAGAAAAUAUCAAAACUUCUACUGGCCUGCAAUUUCUGAAACGAUCUCUCUCAAAAUAAAUCAUAAACCAAACCUGUAAAAACUACUAAUGGUUAUCUGUGUUUAUGCUUUGUGUAUGUGAAAGGGACACUGUAGGUACCCAGACCACUUAGCUCAUUGAAGUGGUCUGGGUACACUGUCCCUAUUGCCCUUAGUGCUGCAAUGUUAAACAUUGCAGUUCCAGAGAAACUGCAAUGUUUAAAUUGCAGCACUUAGUCAACCACUACAGGGCUUCCUGGUUUGAAAUGGACCUUUGGUCCGGUAUCUGACGCUGGACAUCCUCACGCUCUGCGUUGAUUCAAUGCUUUCCUGUGGGGAGGUCUAAUGUGCGCAUUACAAUUUUCAUAAUAAUGUGUAUACUGUUUAUUUCGUAUGCAGUGAUGAUUUAUAUUAAAUGCAUUUUCCCUGUAGUGUGCUCGUAUUGCAGUUUUGGAGACCUCUAUUCCUUAUGGACUUCUUCUAAGCGGAUAGAUGAAGAUACAUUGCGGAUAUUUGCCGCAGAGUUAAUAACAGUGUUAGGUAAGUAUACUGCAAUAGUCUAUCCAUGAUUCUGCUAGGCUAUCCAGAAUGGCUCCAGUUGAGUUUUUUCAAUGGAGGGAUACACAGCCCACCUGGAAAGAUAUAUUUAGGUGAUGGCGACUUGUAAUCCAUAUGUUUGCUAGACAUUUCAAUUGCAUACUAUAUACUAGUCCCUGGCCGGUGAAAAUUCAACCCUGGCGAGUGGAACAUCGGCAUAAACAGUGUGCCAUGGACUCUUCAGCACUGCAAGGGUUAAAUAGAGAUAUGUUUGAUUCUGUCUUGUCCAUUCUCAGAUAUAACUUUGCAGGAGGUGGUUUUAACCCUGAGUAGUAGCAAGGGAUACGACAUUUUUAGAACUACUAUAAAUAUAUAAUGUUAAUUAAAUUAUGUGUAUGAAAAAGUAAUUUUCAAUAUAUCAGUUUGUGUAUGAAUAAUAAUUUAAAUAUGUAAAUAUUACAGCUUAUUAUUAUAUUAACUGUAUUUCCCAUUUUCUUCUGCCAGCCCAUGGCGUAUGUGAUUUAGAAGUGUUUUCAUUUUCUUUUUUUUUUUUUUAUAAUUCUUUAUUUUUGUUGUGCACAGCUUACAUAAUAGGUUUUGCUUGCCACAAAAACAGUAGUACGCGUUAGAAAACUAUAACAUUGCAAACAUUGUUCUGCACAAUUUUUAUAUGUUUAAAUGUAGGAAGAGCAUAUGGUAAGAUAAACAGGUUAGUAGUUAGGUAGAGAACUGUGUGUCUUGCUAGGUGUUACGAGGGUAGGCUGCCACAGGAUAUCAGCAUGUCAAAGAUUGGUUGUCAGGCAGCGCUGUGAUUCUAGGGAAGCCUGAUCAGUCGUCGUUACUGAACAGGGUCUGCCCAAGUGUUAAUAGUAAGCCUCUGGGCUGCUUAAAAUUACGUGAGCUUCAACAUGUAGGAUUAAACUAAGGCAUCACUAAGCUGAAAUAAAAGUUUAACAAGGUAACUUUGCUUUCUAGGUUAUGAGAGAUCAAAUAUAAUACACAAGCUUGAUAGGAACUGUUAGGUUUGUCCCAGGUCAGUCCGUUUGCCAGGCAACAUAAGGGGCGCAGAGGGAGGCAGUGUUAGCGGUCUUCAACCAAUACCCCGUGCAUGCCAUCGUGGACAGUUCAUCCCAUGUUCGGGUAUCUCGGUCUCCCUGUCCGGCGGACAGGAAGUCAGUCUGUGCUGCAAAUGCAGUAGGCUGGUUGGGACACCCUGGGUUCUCCACGGGUCGCUUCUCCCUUUCUGGUGGCGGGUUGGUUUCUGCACACCGUAUCCUGCUGUGGAGGGGGGUGGCUGGUGGCUCUAUGCCGGCGCUGUCUGCAGCGGUGAGGCCGCAAUCUGUAUGCAUGGUGCUUUGGGGUUUUUGCGUCUCUUGGCUCCUGCCACCGGUGGGCUCACCGUCGUGGGUUGUGGUGGCCGCGAGGUGAUAAUACUUGGUAAGGGCUUCUCUUCCAGCCUGGUCCCGUUCUCACGAGUCUCUCCUCCGAGAUGAGGUGUUGUGGGCUGCAGGUGUAUCUCCACAGGGUCCCAGAGCCUCUCAAUGAAUUUCUCCAGCCUCCGCCAGGCUUGUUCAGUGGGGCUGAGCUGGAGCGCUUCAGACUGCGAGUGUCUGGGUUCACUCUGACAGAAGACAGCCGCCAUCUUGUAUUGUGCGGUAGUGGGUUGGCAAGGGCUAUUGCAGUUGUGGGGAUAGUUAUCGCCACUGAUUGCAAGCUUGUGCGGACCGGGAUAACCCCCACCUGUCCAAAGGGGGGGGGGGAGGUAAGCACGAAGCUCAAUACGUUGCGGGAACGUUUGAUUCCCGUCUAGGAGGUCGGCCGUUCCUCCCGCCCGGGUCUCGCUAGGCCGCAGUUUUCCAGCAUCUGGUUUUCAGUCUCUGUGGGCCACUCGAUCGCACCGGCAACAGUCCUGUGUGCUUUCAGCUUUCUUGGGUCCCUUUUAGUGUCAAUUAGGCGUCGGUGAGCCCGUGGUUUCGUAGUUUUAAUGUAGUUUUAGGAGAGGAGCUCACCGACCAUGCAACCGCUCAGUAUGGCGUCCAGCGAAGUGUUUUCAUUUUCAACAGCCUCUGUUGGACAUAUCUGUUUUCAUCUCAUUACAGUUAAUAAAAAAUGCUAAUAAUAAAAAGAUGUCUUAGAUCAAAGAUAUGUAUGUCAUAGCUUCAUUCAAAUAGCUACAUAGUAAUCAGAUGAGAAAAGACAAAGUUAUCACGUUAAUAACUGAAUCUCUUGGUCUCUGUGACACAGCCAUCUCUCCUAACGCUCUUUCAGUGUCUCUUUUUCCAAUUACACCUUCUCUCCUGGUCCUGUCUCAGUUGGAGUCCCUCAAGGUUCAGUUCUUGGUCCCUUUUUGUUCUCUCUCUAUACUGUCUCUCUUGGCAAACUCAUUAAUUCAUUUGGAUUCCACUAUCACCUGUACACUAAUGACACCCAGACAUAUCUCUCCUCCACUGACCUCUCCCCUGCUGUCCUACAACAUGUCACCAAUUUCCUUUCUUCUAUCUCUGACUGGAAGUCCUCCUGCUUUCUGAAACUCAAUCUCUCUAAAACUGAGUUUUUUUAUUUUUCCUCCUCAUAAAACUGAUCCCCCUCCUUCACUCUCCCUGCAGGUUAAUGGUACCUGCCUCACCCCAACCUUUCAAGCUUGCGGUCUUGGUGUCAUUUUUGAUCCUGGCCUCUCCUUUGCGCCUCUUGUCCAGUCUGUUGCUAAAACCUGUCGAUUCCACCUUUAAAACAUUACCCGCAUACACCCCUUUCUUACGCAAGAUGCUGCCAAGGAGCUUGUUCAUGCUCUAGUAAUCUCUUGCAUGGAUUACUGUAAUUCCCUCCUAAUUGGUCUCCCCAGAAGCCGUACUGCCCCCCUACAAUCUGUGGUGAAUGCUGCUGCCAGGCUGAUCUUUCUCUCCUCUCACACCUCACCCCUCUGUUGAUCCUUACACUGGCUUCCUGUACCCUACAGGUGUCAAUUCAAAAUACUAACCCUUACCUAUAAAGCUCUAACCAACUCUAGCCCCUCUUACAUUUCUUCACUGAUUCAUAGGUAUGCCCCCUCUCGGUCUCUCUGCUCUACUGGUGACCUUCUCCUGUCUGCUGCUCGCACCCUUACUGCAAAUUCACGCCUGCAAGUCUUCUCACGGGUGGCUCCUUUUCUUUGCAACAGCCAGUCUACCCCUGUCAGACUCCCCCCUAGUCUUUAAUCCUUUAAGAAGUCCCUAAAAAUUUCAGGAAUGUUUAUGGCGUCCAAGAGUAACUUCCAUCUCUCAAACAUUCCUCUUGCUCUCUCCUAUACGGCCACACUCCCCUCUCACCUCCAGUUCUGCUACUUUCCCACCACGUCUAUUUGCUCUCUCUCUCAAUACCCUUCCUGUUGUGUUUUUAUACCCCACCUCCUCUAGACUGUAAGCUCGUUUGAGCAGGGUUCUCAACUACCUAUUCUUCCCGUUACAUUUCAUUAUCUCAUUUGUUAAAUUCCCAUUUUGUUAUAAAGCACGGCAGAAUAAGUUGGCGCUAUAUAAAUACCAAUAAUAAUGUCUUUGAUUUAUAAACCAUAAAUAAAAACAGCACUCUUUGUGAUUACUGAUCAAUUCCAUUUACAAAUCACCAUUUAAAUGUUCAGUAGAAUCAGUUAGUCAGUGUGCAACUCACAUAUUAGGUAAUAUUCAAUCAGCUACGACAUUGUGUAACUUCCUAGUUACUUUCAACUAAAAUCUCUCUCUGACCUCAAUAAUCAGAGCUUGCACGGCUGCCUCUUACCAUCUAGGGAUGUGACUUGACAAACCAGCUCAAACCCUUUUAGCUAAAAGAGUAAACAGCACUACACAAGGAUUUAAAUAUAUGCACUGGAAAAAUAAUUCUAAAAAAAAUAAAAAGUAAAUUAUAAUCAUCAUAAGCAUUACAUGCCCCACGAUGCUCUUCGUUUAUACACUUAAAAUGCCAACAUAGCAGGCGUUUGGGAAGGAGUUAUUGGACUUCGUUUGGACAGAUUAUGGACAUUGCAGGUGUGAUAUGUUAAGAAAUUCUAAUAUAUUUUUUUUCUAUAUUUUCACAGCAUAUCUUCAUGACUUGGGCAUUGUACAUCGUGAUGUCAAAGUGAGAAAAUCUCUAAUUAUAAAAUAGAGAAAUCUGGUGGGUGCUAAUAUAGAGGGGGAAACAGAGGACCAGACAAAAGGAGAAUUUGAUAAGGACAGUUGGGAAAGAAAAAUCAGAGUAUACUUAAUUUUAUGUUUCAUGAAACACAGACAUGAUUUUUCUUUUUUUUCUCUCUCAUUUUUGCAGAUGGAAAACAUACUGCUGGAUGAGAGAGGUAAAUACAAUAUUUGGAUGUGUGUAUAUGAUGUUUCAUGUUGAUCUUAUACGAACGCAGAGUAUGUAUAAAAGGAUCUACUUUGUCCUUUCUUUAGGGCACUUGAAGCUAUCAGAUUUUGGUCUUGCCAAGCAUCUGUCUUUUGGAGAACGGACAUAUACAAUUUGUGGAACCCUUCAAUAUAUGGGUAAGAAGAUAUCACUGACUGUUUGUCUUUGGGAUUGCACAAUAUGUUAGAAUUAUAAUGUCUAUAUAUUUCUAGAUUUGGAAAAUGGAUUGAAUUGAAUUAAGCACUGGAAAGAGGAAUGUUCAUUAUAACGCUAAGUUUACAUUUUCAUGAACUGUAUGUAGAACAGGAGUGCUCAAAAGGAAGAUCCCCAGAUGUUUUAAAACUACAGCUUCCGUGAGGCUUUGCCUUCUAAAGGCAUACAGAGCAUCAUGGGAGUUGUAGUUCUACAACAUCUGGGGAUCUACCUUUUGGGCACAAAUGAUACAGACGCUUCAACUACAACUACAAAAAAAAAAAAAUUAAGCAAAGCAGCAUUAGCCAAUAAGGUGACCUUAGGCGGCUGUCUAGGGCCCAGGAUCCAUGAAAUUGUUUGGCCCUAUUUACUAUCCCUAUGUGAAAAAUGAAGGUGGGAUCCACAACGGUAAACUGCCUAGCGUCCUGUGAGAUCUUAAUCCUUCUCUGAAUGUAACAUAACAAAGAAAGUUAACUGUGUGUUAAGCAGAGAAUGGCACCAUUAAUGCACCUUAAUUGAUUCUUAAUCCAGAGGUGCAAGAUUUCCAUGUAACAAUUUAAUUGACCCAUUCUAAUGGUGGAAAAUAUUAUAGGGAAACUCUAGACACCAUAACCAUUUCAACUUAUUGAAGUACCGGUAGCUAUCAUAUGAGAGUAAUGUCCCUGCAGACUUUAACUCGACAAAUUUACCAAAAUGUAAAAUAAAAAGGAGUUGAAAGCAGACAUAGCUCAGCUUCCAAGCCCUGUUACAUACCAGUGUGUUAGCAUGCAGCACAAAUGUGGAAAGGACUUGCAUGUGCUGAUUAAGGAAGACUGAGGAAGGUGAAGGAAACACAUGCAGAUGUUAGUGUAUCUUAAAAUAAGAUUAGGAUAUUGCUCGUGUGACUUACAUGUGUUCAUGGGAGAGUUCAAACUCCAUCGCCUGUUAAGGAUUCUGUCAUGACAUUCUCUUAAGGAGGUCUCCAACUUUGGUCUUUUGGCUGUUGGACUACAAAUGAUUAAACAUAUUGUCCAGGGACAGCCAAAAAGCCACGUUUGGACACCCGUGAUGUAAAUGAAACAAGAGUUGAUAUAAUAAUUUAAGUAUUUGUAUAUUCCCAAUUUAUGCUAUUUUGCCUUUUAUUUCAUAUAAUACAAGCCCCCGAAGUUCUUUCUGGAGGUCCUUACAGUCACGCAGCAGACUGGUGGUCGUUAGGUGUACUACUGUUUGUUUUGUCAACUGGAGAGGUAAGCAUUACUUAUAUGACCUUGAAUUCAGACAUGUUUACACAUUACAUUCUAUUUUACUGUGCUGAGCACAUUUCUUAUUCCACAGUUUCCCGUUUCUCCUGAGAAAGACCACAUGGGUAUGCUGGAGAGUGUUAACCAAGCAACAUAUGAUGUUCCAACUUGCCUGAGCCAAGGGCUAUCCCACCUCUUAAAAGAGGUAAUAGCAGUACAGUCCAAUUUUCAGUUGCAACCAUUCUUUAACAUAAUGGGUGGAAAAGUAUCAAAACUGACUAUCAAAGUAUCAAAAUUCCUGUGGAAUAAUAGGAUUCCUAAACAUGCUACGUUGUUUUCCCUCAAAUGUGUGUGUGCUAAGGAUUUUAGACAUAUGAUAUAGUCACCAAAACCACUACAGCUUAAUGUAGUUGUAAUGGUGUCUACAGCCUGUCACUGCAGGCUUUUUAAAGUAAACAUUGUAUUUUCUGAGCAAAGGCAGUGUUUACAUUGCUGACCAGUAACACCUCUAGUGGCAGUCACUCAGAUGACCACUAGAGGUACUUCUUGGGUCAGUGCAGUGUACAGCACUGAUGUUCAGCUCCUCCACCCUAUGGGUGCAAACUCUCAUCACCCUUAACCCUGAGCAUGUAAUUAUUGCAGUUUUUUUAUACUGCAAUAAUUACCUUUGAGGGUUAACUCCUCCUCUAGUGGAGACCUUUGGUCUGUUAUCUGACGCUGGAUGUCCUCACGCUCUGUAUGGUGGACGUCGGCGGGGUAGGAGCAUGGGCGGAGCUGAGCCAGCGCCAAGGGACAUCGGCGCUGGACCCAGGUAAGUGACUGAAGGGGUUAUUAACUCCGUCAGCCCUGUGGGAUGGGGCCUUGGCAAAGAGGGAAGCUAUAGGGCCAGGAAAACAAGUUUGUUUUCCUGGCACUAUAGUUUCCCUUUAACUCUGUGUGUGAAAUUAUUAUUAAAAUAAAAUAAAUAAUGACAUUUGUACAUGCACUGUUUGAUACUCCUUGUCACCAAUAUAAUUCCUGUGUGCAGCCGUAUUUUAUUCUAUUAUUAAAGUCCAUCCAUGUACUGAAUACAAACAUUUUUAUUUGUAUAAGCUCCUGUGCAAAGUCCCAAAACAGCGGCUGCGAUACCUUCACCAGUUCAAAAGCCAUCGUUUUUUUCGAGGCAUUGCUUUUGACCCGCUUCUACUGCAGAAAUGUCCAGUUGAAUUUGUUAUGAUGAUGCGGAAGGCAGAAAUUACAGAUCUCCCAGCAAGUGAUAUUUUUGAAGAUUUUGACUGUGAAUUAACUGGGAAUGUGCACUUUCCAUGCCCAGCCUAACGUAGAAAAGUCAGUGUCUGGUUCAUCAUUUGGCUGAAUCUUGUCUAAAUUGCAAAGACAGCGGUUAAUCCUUGGACAAAUUACUUUAUAUUAAAGUUGGGACAGAGUCUUAGCAUUAGUUAGUGGGAACCAUAUUUCUCAAGGCAGGACUUGAGCAAUUUUAGUGCAAAGUGCUGCAUUGGAGAUAAACAUAAAAUCCAUUGGUAAUGCAAUAUUUAUUUAACAUUAUCUAAUAUUAAUUACACAGAGGGACUGGUUAGAGAGCUCAUCCGUCUACAAAGCUUAUCAAAUUGAUUCCAUAUCAUUUACUAUAUCAAAUCAUAGCUAUUAACAGAUGCAUGUACAAUCUUGCUGGGAUUCACCUCCACUCUCAGUGUUUGUCUGCUUCUCUAUUUAGGGAAGGUAAAGGCUUGCUCAAUGCACUCCACUCUGCAAAUCACAUCUACAUUAAACAGGGGUCCUUCCCAGGCAGGCCAGGGCAGCAUUUAAGAUCAUGGCCACCCUCUUUUGCCUCUUCCUGUUGUCUUGGAGGUAGAUCUCCAGGUAAGGUGCCUCCACUACCUAAUAAGGAGUGCCAGAUGCUCUCAUCACUAAGCUAAGUCUUGCAGUGAUUAUGAACUUCAUGAUCUCCAUAGGAAGUAGUGGAGCUUUGGAGCAGCAACCAGCGAACCACAAGUAUCAAGGCAAACCAUUCCAGAAUGGCUUGAUUUCUUAAGUGGGGAAUGGGUAAGCUGUAGUAGUGAUGGGGUUUUUGUGUUCCUUUAAUUGGGAUUUUACAAGUAAACCCCAAAGGGCUUGUACAUCUACUGAUUGGGGUUUUUUUUUGUUUUUGUUUUUAACUCUUAAGAGGUGCUCACGUCAUAUUUUAUGUGUUCAUGUUGACACCUAAGGUAGGCUAAAUUAAUGCUUCCUUUCAUAUUUUAUUAUUUACUUAUUAUUCAACAUGAAGUUUAUUUUGCCACUGGGCAGCCUUGUUCUCAUUCCUGCUAGUUAAAGUGGUUACUGCUUAUCCUUCUGGUUUGGUGCAAUAAUGGUAAAAUUCACCUUAGUGUACCAAUCUUGAUAAAAUGUUUACGGUAUUUGAAAUUUGGACAAACAUUGUAUAUAAUUCAAUUUAGAGGGUUUUUUUUAUGAAAAGUGUAGAACCAAGUGGUGGUAGAGUAGCAAAGCAUAAUGGGAGUUGCAGCUCUGCCACCUGGGGAUUUACUUAAUUGGACCUUGUUGUCCACACAUUUUGUAAACAAUAGGUUAACUUUAUUGUUAGCACUUGUAGAUUUAAAAUGUAGUUUAUAAUGUAGAUUUAAAUGUAUAUGUUGUAUAAAUAAUUCUAUAAACUACAGCAGAUGUGCACAUAUGCUACAAAGCAUAGGGAUCAAUUCCAGAUAGCUAAGAUUGGAGCUAAAUAUAUAACUUAGAGUUACGUGUUUCCUAUUAAAGGACCUCUAAAGUCAUCCAGGCCACUUCAUCUCAAUGAAGUGUUCUGGGUGCAGUGGUCCUGCUUUUUUUUUUUUUAAACAGCAAUGUUUACAUUGUCAGCCUGACAGCCACUAGACAACUAAAGGCACUGCUGCAGCACUGAUCUAGUAAAACUAGUUCAUGUGAUGUGUAAGCCCCAUAGGAAAACACUGAUUCAAUUUGUAAAAACCUUUAUGUUAUGGCACAAGCAGGGGUGGGGGAGGGAAUAUAUAGAACUAGGCAAAAGGGCCCUAAAGGGAUGCUUGUUUUUUUACUAAUUAUUUUGUUAGCACAAUGUAAUUUUUUUUGUUAAAUGAAACAGACCCAUGAAUACAUUUCUAAAGCACAAAUCUAGAGCAGUUUUGAUACUCUAAAUAGCUUAUAAUUUAUAUUAUUUUAAUAAUUUGAGCUGCAAUCAGGUGAAAAGGGGGUAAAAGGUAUUGCCUAUAACACUCUGAAAUUUUAAUGACAGCUGAGUUGGGCUUUCUUAUUAAACCUACUGAACUCUCUAUCAAUAUAAAUGAAAUUGCGUUGACAAAUGCUCAUUAAAGGUACACUGUAGGUACCCAGGCCACUUCGGUUAACGGAAGUACUCUGUGUGCUGUGAUCCUUUUGCACUUAGUGCUGCAAUGUUUACAUUGCAGCUCAAGGUCUGCCCUCUGUGGCUGUCUAACAGACAGCCACUAGAGGGCUUCCGGAAUCCAAAUGGACUUUUGGUCCGUUAUCUGACUCUGGACAUCCUGACGCUCUGCAUGAGGACCUCCAUCGUCAGGUUUUCCCCAUAGGAAAGCACUGAAUAAUGCUUUCCUAUGGGGAGGUCUAAUGCGCGUGCGGCCAUUGCCGCGCAUGUGGUCUCCCCCACUGGCUGACGUUGGCAGGGGAGAACUGUGGGCGGAGCUUGACCCAGCGCUGAGUGACAUCAGCGCUGGAUUCAGGUAAGUGGCUGAAGGGGUUUCAACCCCUUCAGCACAUUGGGGGGGCGAGGGAGGGGUGCACUCCAGGUGCCUAUAGAGCCAGGAAAAUGGGUUUGUUUUCCUGGCACUAAAGGAUCCCUUUAAGGAGCUAUAUGGUCAGUGUUGAACCCACUUUUUUGUGCCAUCCUUGUAUGUCUACAGAACUUUUGUUUUUAGCACCUAUUAUGUAUUUGUAAGUGUCCUCUUUGUAAACAAUCUGUUUAAUGCCACAGUAAAGAGAUAUUUGCUGGUUUUCUUAUACAAAUAAAAUGUAUUUGUGGUCUA